GUGAUUGAUCGUUUACUGCUAGCAGAGGUAGUGAAUACGAAUUCGUUCCUUUGACUAGCUCGUAUCCAUUUUCAGGACUCAACUGGAAACAUACCAUUUGAUAAAAAGUUGUUUUCGUUAUAUGUGAGCGUACGUGGCAGAUCAGCGGGACUGCUGAUAAAUGACGUCAUAAGGGAAAGUACCGGCGAUGAACUAACGGGGAAUCCCCGGCUGGCCAUUUGAACGUACACAGCGGCAAGCGCGGAGUGCAUAUUUUGCUGCUGCCUGGAAGAGAAUACGAUUCCCACGAGUUGACCCCGGGAGUUGACGCUGACUUUUUGACAGAAGAAAGUCCUGAAUGAUGUGAGAUAUCUUUGGCGAAGUAACGAUGCUGUUUAAAGUCAUCAAAGUAUUUUUUCACCAAACCAAACCCUGCUAGUGAUCGUGGUCCGACUCCGAGCGAGUGCAGCAUGCAGCAGUGUUUGACUGCCAGCUACGGAUACCGUAUGACAUUUUGCUGAGCUGUGGCUGUGAUCCGGGGCUAUAGUGUUUAUGAUGACAAGGUCACUUUGGAUUACUUGAACCAGGAAAUUGAGGAUGAGAUAACAGUGAAUUAAUUCCACCAGGAGUUCUCUAAGGUUAACUUCUCAAGAUGGCAUCUGCCAUUCUCUCUGCACCUCAACAAGUUCCUUUCAUUGGAAGAGCAAGGGACAUGAACAAUGUAACUGAAGCUUUCAUGGAUACCAUACUGAGCAUCAUACAACAUGGGGAGAAGCAAGUCUGCUCACUGACCAAGCUAGCUCUCAUCUGCGGAGGUCCACUUGUCGGGAAGACCCGCUUUGCAGUCGAGAUUGCUCAGGAGCUUCAAAGAUUAAGCAGUCUAUCUGAUGUCCAGCUGAACGUCCACUCUGUUGAACUCCAAGGGCUCUGCAAUGCACGUCAAGUAGAGGUGAAGAUGGCAUCAGCUAUGUUGCCAUGGCAACAGAGGGAUACUAGGAUGUUGAGAGGUUUUAGAGAUGUUUUGGAUGACCUGGAGGACUGGCAUCUGUUCAUCUUGGAUGGGGCAGAGUGUUUUGGAAACAACGACCUUCAAAAUGAUUUUAUGGUGUUAUGUCAAGAGGUCAUCGAGGGGUUAUCAAGGGUGCUCAUUGUGAUCACAUCUCAGUGGAAGUUCAACUUCAUCAGAAUCAUGAAACAGGUACUAACGAUCCACCUAAAUCCAUUUUUACCAGAAGAAUCCAAGCAACUCCUGUUCUUCAUAGCAUCCGAUCUGGAAGAAUCAGACGAGGAACACAUUGAUGAGAUCAUCAAGCUCUGUGGGGGAAUCCCCUUUGCCCUUGAGCUUGUUGGAGCCGACCUGAGAGAUCAUAAGCGACAGCCUGCCGACAUCAUCCAUGACCUCAACAAAGGUUACAGGGAGAAAAAGGCAAGCUGUCAAACCUCUGAUACUAGGGAUGGUGAUGAGAGUAGCAUGCAUAUGGUUGAUCAUGAUGGUGAUGAGGACAGGAGGAGCAAAGAGGAAGACCAUCUUUCCAAUCGGGUCUGGCAAACUUUGGAACAACUCAUGGAGAGCAGUGUGGAUAAGUUAUCCAACCCUUUAAAGAAAAGGCUCACCCAGCUGAAUUUCAUCUCAGCUUCAUUUACUGCUGAAGCUGCCGCAUCCAUCACCAACAUCAACCCGACGUCUUGCGCCAAGAGGGAUCUACUCAUCCCCCUCCACACACGCUCUUUAAUCGCCAUGGAUACGCUCACCAAUCGCUUCAACAUUCUCUCCUUCUUGCGUCUGUAUAUUGAGGAACGGUACAGCCUUUUCCUUUCGUCUGAAGAAACGGACCUGGUGAGAGUGAGGUACUGUGGAUUCUAUGCGAGACUACUGCAGAGAGCAGCAGAGUUACUUGAGCAGGACAAUGCGUGCAAGUCCAUACCCAUCUUUACAUCAGAACUGCAGAACAUGCAGAAACUGCUUCAGGAAUCCAUCCACUGCUUUGAAGAUAGCUAUGAUCUGUUUGUUGAAGUGGCUUACCAGGCUAGACAGCUAAUCCUCCUCUUCAUCCCAACCAAAGAUGCCAUCUCAUUCUACCAGGCAUGCCUGGAAGCAGCAGAGAGGAGGAAGGACAAACAGCGUCAAGCUCGGAUCCUCAUUUCAUUGGGUCGUCUAGUACGCUACGUAGACGGUGACAUGAAGUAUGCUGAAGAGUUGUAUCGUCAAGCCCUUGGUCUUUUGGCACCUGAUGGGGACAGUCUAGACCAUGCUGCCAUCUUGUCUGUCCUUGGCUUUUAUUUCUUUGACAGUGCCAGACCAAAGUUAGCAAUCAGCUAUCAGGAAGAUACACUCGAGAUGAUAGAAAGGUUGGAAAGGAACUUGGGGGAUGACGAUCAUGAGAGAGAUUCUGGGAGGGAAGUUCUUUCUCCCAGAAUGCAACUGUGGAGACUCAAGGAGCAGACAUUGGUUGAAAUGGCUUGUACUCAUGCGAGACUGGCUGGGAAUUGCAGAGAAGGCAUCGCGUGUCACAUGGAAAGCAUUGAAAUCCAGAAGCGUUUGUGGAAGGAUCAUCUGAACAUUGGCCGCAACUACUACUGCAUGGCCAUGGUCUACCACAACAUGGGAUAUAAGGAACAAGCUGUGCAAUGCGUCUCACAAGCUCUAGAGAUCAUCGAAAGGUUGUGCACCCAGCCCAGUGGCACCCUUCUAGUUUGCUAUAUACAUGUUGCUGCAGUCCUCUGUGGAUGUAAAGAUGACUUUACAGGUGCUAUGCGCUUCAUCAAGAAGGCACAUCGAGUCCAAAGUCACCUCAAGACAAAGAAUAUCCUCGUCUUUUGUCUCCAUUACAUGGAGGCCAAGAUAGUUGCCCGGUCAGGCAACCUCACCAGAGCGCGUCAGAUGUUCAAGGAGGGUUUCAGUCUGGCCAUGCCGAUUCUGGGAGAGCAUCUCAACACAGCACGGACUCUGCAGUCUGAAGGCUGGGCAGCACUGCGGCUUGGCGAUUACGACAAUGCCUUGGAAACCCUCCAGCACUGUCUGGAGAUGCGACAGAAGGCCUUGAAGAAUAUGAAGUGGAACGUGGAGAUAGCAGAGACAUUUGAAACCAUGGGUGAUGCUUAUGCUGCCCAAAAUCAACAACAGAGGGCGCUAGAUUAUUACGAACAUUGCUACCAUGCACUGGCUGACCCUAUUAGGUGCUACACUAAAAUGAGAUCUCCAGCAGCUAAGGAAGUUGAAAAUCUCAGAAAUAUCAUCUCCCGAAAGAUGGGAAUUGCUUCUCGGAACCCAACGGAAUGGGAUCAUGAAGAGAGAGCACUGAUGACAACAACAGUCAUCUAUGACUACAACUACUGGCCCAUGAUUUAGGUCUGAAAAUAUGACAAGCAAAGAGUUUCAUGAAUUUGCAUAUAACUUUUUGAUCUAAUAGGUAAUUACUUGUGAUUAUAUAUGCAGUUUUCAUUAUUUUUUUAUGAAUAUUUGUUUCAUUGUAGAGCACUGUGAUACAACCAAUGUGAAGAGUGCUAUAUAGAUACUAAUACUAAUAUUGUAUUGUAUUAUGGUAUAUUGUUACUUCUGUCUCCAAAUUUCACAUGGGUGACCCUUGAUUUCACUUGUUUAAUUUGCUUUGGACAUAAGUUGGUUUAGUUUGGUUUUGAUUUUCCAUUUCUCAGAAAAAAAAGUGCUUCAUCUCAACUGUAGCCACUAAAAUUGUUUAUUCAUUUUGUUUUCUUGUGAGAAUAAUCAAAGAUAACAAAUCCAAACAGCAAUAUGAGAGUCCCCUUUCUAAAGCCUAAAACGGGAAAUGGAUAAGGCAUCAAAAGGAAGAAAAAGGAAAAAAGAGAGAACACAAAGUGGUUCCAUAACAGAGACUUAUCUUUUAUUUAAAAAAAAAUGAAUAAAUAAGAGAGAAACAAAAACAUAGACAUAAAGAAAAAAGUGAUACAAAAAAGAGAAGAGAGAAAGUGUCUGUUAUUACUUGUAUUAAAAGGCUGAAAAUUUCUAUGAAAACUUAUCCAUUUUAGAUACCUGAUAUGCAUACCAAGUUAUAUUUCACAGUUUGUGAUACUGUACACAAAGUAAUAUGUAUCUAAGGAUCCAUUAUCAAGUUUUAACAGUUCUAUACCAAAAAUAUAGAAGAAUAAUAACACUAUAUACAACUCAAAUAAUGUCUGCUGUGCAAUAUAAUAUAAUAGCUGUCAAUUUUCACAAGCAUUGAAGAAGAUAUCACACCCCUCCCAUUUUAUAAUCAAGUAUUAAAGCCUAUUUUAUUUUUUUCAUCAAUUAUUUAUUCUGAUCAUCUGUGCUCAUCAAUUUGAAUGCUGAAGUUUUUUAUUUGUAAAUGCAGAGUUUAGCAAUGUAUUUUUAUCUUUUAUCUGUAAAUAUAAGGUAUCAUGAAGGUGGUUAAACAAAAGUAACUCAUGAAUAGAUUUAUUUUCCUUUCACUUUCUACUGAAAUAGUAUAAUCUCUUAGAAGAGAUUGGCGUGCCUGUUAACGACUUGAAUUCCAUGAAUUUUUUUAUUAAGUGAAUUAUUACAAUUUUAUGUUAAGAACAAUUUUUGCAGAAAAGUGUGUCUGUGACAUGCCAAAGGAUUUACUAGCCACAAGAGUAUGUGGAAGGCAGACUCCAUGAAUUGCUUAUUGCUACAGGCAAUAGGUCCUUGAACUGGCUUUAAAUGUUUUAUUUCAUAAGUGUAUGAAAAUUGUCUUUAUUCACAUUGUAGAUUGUAGUUAUCAAAAGGUAUACAAGGUGGAAAUGUGUUAUCAGCUUACAUUUUACAUUCCAGUAUUAAAUGUUUAUUAUAUUUCUAUUUUUUUAAGCUCUCUGGUUUUAAAAUGAUGACAACCAGGCAGUAUGUUUUUAUUUUUGUAUGAUAUAUCUUAGAAUAUAAAAUUAUUUAACUGUCAUGUAUGUAAUUGUGUAUUUUUCAAAGGAUGUUUUUGUACUUUCCUCUAAUAUAAUUGGUGUGUGUACAGUACUUUGCUGAAUUUGAAUUUCUUGGGACCACAGGAAUCUAUUCAACUAGAAGAAAUGUUAUUUAUUCAAGAGGUAAAUAACGUAUUUUGCACAAUUGGCUUGUGAAAGAUGAAUUUAUGCUAGUUAAUGUAAUUAAUUAAGAUGCAUUCUAGUCUAGCACUGAUGGGGUUUCUUUAUUGCAAAGAAUCAAUUGUGACUUAAAUUUGUGUAUAUUUAUUGAGUGUAAAUAUUUUAUCUGCUUCUUGCCUUUUUAAAACUUUUUUUCAAUGUACAUCAUAUAUAUCUCUUUGUGCUUUCUUCAAAUGUUUUUGUGCUUUCUUCAAAUACUUCAAAUGUAGUAUUUGUAUAAGACCUUAUGUAUCCUACAUUCACCAAAUCACUAUAUGUAUGUAGAAAGUAAUUUUAUACAACUCAUACAAAGAUUCUUGUAAUUUGAUUGGUAAAAAGCCAUUCAAUAUUUGAUCCAUUUUGUGCUAAAUGCAAAUUUUAUUUUCCAUUGCAUGGCGACCAUGCAUACUUUAUUUUUCCAUUGCACGGUUGAGCUCUCUCUCUCAUUGUGUACCACUGAGCAUGUGUGUGUACGUACAUUUUGUAUGUGUGUGUGUGUUUGCACACAUUGAAGUAAGCGCAUCAUCAAAGCCGACUGAACACUCAGAUUCAUGAAUCAAAGUGCAUCACAAAAGGAACAAAAACAAUUUACUGCUUUCAUACACAGGAAAAAUAAUCAUGUUUUCAGAGAAAAUGAAUUGUUGGAGAUAGGAAAAUAUAUUUUAAUUUCAUCUGCUUUUGAAUUACGUGAUCUAGAAGAGUCGUAUAAACCAAAUGAUGUAGGUCUUCAUUCGUCCAUUAUGCAACCUAUCCACCUCAUUGAGCCUGUGUCCACUGCAUUGCACGAAGCUGUUUGGCUGAGUGCAGUGGAUUGAACAGAGUCUCAACUCAAACGAGGAUAGAUCGCAUAAUGUAUUCAUGUGCAUGCAUCAUUUGUAUAGUAUACAGUGUACUGAAUAGUCUACUUGUAGCCCUUUUAUCUAUACAAUUGUGUUUAUUUUUCAAAAUAAUUUUAUACAUGAGAUUUUUGAAUUCAUGACUUCAACUUUGCUGGUCAAAACAAUAAAUCACAA
Messenger RNA from Lytechinus variegatus (green sea urchin), 6059 nucleotides. RefSeq lists its product as uncharacterized. The record is from RefSeq and is a predicted model, not a curated record. Gene Ontology annotation, molecular function: protein binding. The coding region runs from base 632 to 3328 and encodes 898 amino acids. The transcript is spliced from 9 exons. NCBI's taxonomy places the organism in Eukaryota, Metazoa, Echinodermata, Echinoidea, Temnopleuroida, Toxopneustidae.